This is a messenger RNA of Mugil cephalus (flathead mullet), 6454 nucleotides long. Its product is annotated as interferon-induced very large GTPase 1-like. NCBI's taxonomy places the organism in Eukaryota, Metazoa, Chordata, Actinopteri, Mugiliformes, Mugilidae. The transcript is spliced from 5 exons. The record is from RefSeq and is a predicted model, not a curated record. Bases 175 to 5199 code for a protein of 1674 amino acids. Gene Ontology annotation, molecular function: GTP binding; protein binding.
AGCUACUUAAAGCUGCACUUCAUUGUUUAUCAGGGUGAAGAGAGAAGCUUUAUCUACAGUAACAGUAGAAUACAACAUGAUGCAGACAUUUUGCAGUGGACAAAACUCUUCUACAAAGAGAGGAAGUGUCUGAAUAACCUGAAAUAAACUGGAUUGACCAAGUCUACACCCACUAUGGAGGAGAUCAGAGAAGUGGAGGAUCUUCCUGCAGCAUGUUCUGUCUGUGAGGAUGAUCAUCAACAGACUGAUACAGGAGAGCCUGUCCCUCCUGCAUCAGUAACAGUUUCCAGUAUCAGCAGUGAGUCAGUGUCUCUGCAGUGGGACACUCCUGCUGGUGGAGUGGAGAGCUACAAUGUGACUUGUUGCAAUGAAAGAGAAAUAAUACAAGAGCUGAGGACAGAUACAAACAGUGCGAUCUUCAAAAGCCUGAGGCCAGGGGAGUGUUACUACUUCUAUGUUUCUACACAACUUAAAAAUGGAAGAAGAAGCAGGCCAACUGAGACAUCUGCCAAAAUAAAGACACAACUGGAGAGAUUGUUGGAGGAUCUUGGUUUGGAGCAGCACUACAAAGAGAAGCUGUCACUCACACAAAUACUAAAGAUUGACAAAAAAACUAUUACUGAUGAACCUGCUAAAUGUUAUUCAGACCUUCCAUGGUAUUUUUUAAAGAAACUGAUGAUGCUUAAUGUGGCAGCUAUGAAUGUACAAUGUAAAUCUACAGAUCAGUCAAACUGUGAUGCUGCAUCAGAGAGUAAAAAGUUAGAUUUGAAAAAUCUAUUCAACAGUCUAAACUCAGCUGACAUGUUAAACCCCCUUGACUUAAUCACUGCUCUCUUUCUAUCCUCUGAUGGUUUUGUGCAGCAGGAAAUGACUCUCAAGAUGUCUAUGUGUCAGUUCUCUGUGCCUCUGCUGCUUCCUAAUUGUGACACACAGCAGUGUACACUUAUGCUGUGGGCCAUGAGAGACAUUGUUAAGAGGUACAGACCUCAGUCUCUGUCAGACUCCAAGGGCUUCAUUGAAGAGAGAAUUGUUCUUUCUGAACUUCCCAUGGUUUCUUUUGUGAGGCUGGGUGAGUGCACCUUGUCAAAGUCCGAGAUCCUCAACAAGCUUCUGAGCACUUCUCAGCAAUACCAUGACACCUUUGUUCACCACAACAUGGAGGGUGGAGACAGUCCAAGAAGAAUAUCCAAUGGACUGACUGAAAUUACUUGGUAUCUUCCUGGUGGAAACAAGAACAUGGACAUUUUCAGUGAGCCUGUGGCUGUUGCUAACCUUCGUGGGGACAUUGCUUCAUUUGAAACCCAAUAUUCAUUUCUGUGUCACACAUCUGCAGCAGUUUUUGUCUUCUUUGACAAUUUAGACUCAGGGUGCAAUCUGCUGACCAACCAAACUGGCAAGGCACAGAUCUUCUUGGUGGGUAAUCAACAGGACAAGAGCUUCAGUUUAGACGAUAUAGAAAAUGUGGCAACCCAGUUAGACUUGACUAAUAAUAAUAUCAUUAUUAAAACAAAACAGAAAAAUUAUGCAGACUUUGUCAAAAGUUUGAGGAAGGCAGUCAGUGAUGUAGUUGAGAACUCACAAGUGAAGAUGCGAAUAGAGCAGAUGGCUGACAUUGCCCUUGAACUUGGGGUUUUGGUUGAUGAAGAUGCUUCAGAGUGCAAGACUGGAAAGAAAAAUGCAGAUGCCAUCACUGAAGAAAUCCAAGACAUCCUGAAAUACAAAGAAGAACAGCUUCCCUUGCAAGGUGAAAUAUGGAAGGAGCUGACUCGCAUAGAGAAGGAAGAAUUCCGGCUUCAAAAUGUUGGAUCUAAAAACAUAGAGGAGUAUAAAAGUGAUCUCCAGAUGAAGAAAAGAGAACUGCAUCAAAAACAGAACUCUUAUGACAUGUCCACUGCUAUGACACACUUCAUCAAUGCAAUAUCAAGUCCUGGGACAGAGAGACUUUACUUUCUGAAAUGGAUGCGAAUGAACCUUGAUAACGUGUCUCGUGAAAAACUGUCUGGACUCAGGGAGCGGUACAAAGAAAAAUGCAAGAAUUCUGAAAACAAAGAGGAGAUCAUGAAAAUAGACAAACAGCUCUCUAACAGCUCACUGGGGACUGAACACUUCUUCCGUGAAAUGAGUCAGAUCUACGAGGCUUCACUUUCUCUUCCAGAGAAAAACCCAACACGUCGACAGUUACAGCAUUUACCCAAACUCUGUGCUGAACUGUUGCUUGAUGGAUUUCCCCUUGAGCUGGUAGAUGGAGAUGCAUCCAACAUACCUCUCAGAUGGGUGAGUGCUGUUCUCUCUCAGCUCAAUGUCUUGGUGUCUCCAAAGAACAAGAUACGAGUUGUCACCGUUCUUGGAGUUCAGAGCACAGGAAAGUCCACUCUCCUUAAUACCAUGUUUGGAGUGCAGUUUGCAGUCAGCAGUGGUCGAUGCACUCGAGGUGCCUUCAUGUUGCUCAUCAGAAUCAAUGAAGAUGCUAAGAAACUUCUCAAAUGUGACUUCAUGGUGAUCAUUGACACUGAGGGCUUAAAGUCCCCAGAGCUGGCACAGCUGGACAACAGUUAUGAGCAUGACAAUGAGCUUGCAACACUUGUUGUAGGGCUGAGUGAUGUCACCAUUAUUAAUAUUGCAAUGGAGAAUUCAUCAGAAAUGAAGGACAUCCUACAGAUAGUUGUGCAUGCUUUUCUCAGGAUGAAGGAGGUGGGUAAAAAGCCUAAAUGUCAGUUUGUUCACCAGAACGUGUCGGAUGUUUCCGCCCAUGACAAGAACUUACGAGACAGGAAACUGCUCUUGCAACAGCUGAAUGAGAUGACCCAGGCAGCAGCAAAAAUGGAACGGAAAGAGGAGAACAAGAGCUUCACUGAUGUGAUGGAGUACUGCCCAGACACGGGGAACUGGUACAUACCUGGACUCUGGAAUGGAAACCCACCAAUGGCACCAGUCAAUGCAGGAUACAGUGAGGCUGUAUAUGAGCUCAAGAAGAACAUCAUCAAGCUACUGGGAGAUUGUCAGUCAUCUACCAAUAACAUUGAUGAGUUUGAAGAGUGGGUGAAAAGCUUGUGGAACGCAGUAAAGCAUGAAAACUUCAUCUUCAGUUUCAGAAACAGCCUGGUCGCUGACGCAUACAUGAAGCUCUGCACAGAAUACAACAAAUGGGAAUGGGAAUGUAAAAAGGAAAUGUAUACCUGGGUGACAAAUACAGAAAUGAGAAUUUCCAAUUUUGGUACAGUUGUAGAUAACUCUCAGGUAUCCAACAUGAGAGAUUUUCUGACAAGUUUGAAAACUGAAGCCUCCGCAGAGCUGUCUACAUGGGAGAAAAAGCUUCGCAACAAUCUGUCAGAAUACUUCAAGCAAACAGAAGGUCACGUCUAUCUGGUUGAAGGAUACAAAGAGGAGUUCUCAAACAGUAUAAAGAGCCUUCGGCGAGAAAUGGAGAGAUCUGUAGUUUAUCAGCUGACAGUAGCAGCUGACAUCAAAACUGGAAUGACAGAACUCGACAGGAUCAAGAAGAAUCAUACGAAAGAAAUUGAAAAAGCAGUGCAUGCUUUAAUUGAUGAAUGUCGAAAGAAAAAAGUUCAGAUUACAGACACAGAGCUGGACAACAGAUUUGAUGAGAUGUGGAAGGAAACACUGGAGAAACUGUCUUCUACUAAACUAAAGGCCACAGAUGUCUUCACUAGAGUAGAUCACUGCCUCAGAUCAAAUAUGUCACAUAGGGGAGGUCACGCAAGUGAACUGUUAAGUCAGAAAAACCUGAGAGAGUGUGGACUGGAACCUUUUAAAUAUACAGCUGAGGGAUUCUUCAACCAAUUGAAACAGACAGUGAGCAAGUUGUUCAAUCUUAAAGAUCACAUCAAGGUUGUACAAAACAUGGCUGACAACAUCAUAGAUACCUGCACUCUGUCUGUGGAUGAAAAAAUGAACAGAAAGACCAAGUACCAUGAUACUUACAUCCAGGAGAUCCUACACAUCAUCGAUGAGAGUCUGAAAAAUAAACCAGAUGUUAAGAUAGACAUGGAGUUUGAAGUCUCUCUAAAACAGCACAUCUGUGGAUCUACAGCCAGAAACUUCCAGAAGAUGCAUGAUGAUUUUAUACAAGUAAAUGACCCCUAUAGAUGCCUGAUGAAAAACAAGGCAAAAUAUUGUGCUGAUUUCAAAGACGUGUUCCAUGAACGAGACCAGUGUCAGAAGAAGGCACAAGAAUUCACGGACCAAUGCCUGAAGCCUGCAGUUGAGGUCUUUGUCAAUCGUUCUCUGGGUCCUAAUAUCAUCGAUGAAAUGCUGAAACAAGAGCAGUUCAGCACAAGGAUGUCUUUCCAGUAUUCACUUUUACUGGAUUUACUGUCAAAGAACAAAUUUAAAGACUAUUUGAGAUACAACAGAUCUUAUGAGAGUUUCAUAAAGAAAAGAAUACUUGAACAAAUAGAAGAGUGUUUUUCAAGCUGCUCUGCAACACUUGAGUUUGAGGAGCGACAUCUUCAGUCAAGUAUCAGCAGCAUAAACGACGCCAUCAAAAAGGCCAAAGCAGGAAAGAGUGGUGACAUGAAGACAUUUGUUGAAAGAAUCUGCAAAGAACUUGGAGAUAAACUGGUCAUUUCCCAGGAUGCUCUUGGUGCUUUCAUGAUCCUGAACAAUGCCAACCAAGAACAGUUUGCUGACUGGCUCAUAGUGUCUGUGAAGGACAUGGCAGAAGCUCUUAGAGAAAAGUUUGAAAAAUCAAACAUCAAAACGAAACUACAACAUCUCCAUGUGCAGCCCCAGAAUGAGCUCUUCAUCACAGUGAUUGGAUGUGGCAAACAGUGUCCAUUCUGUGGUGCUCCUUGUGAUGCAGGAGGAAGAGACCAUACGAAGCAUUUUACUUCACUGCAUCGGCCACAGGGUCUGGAAAUACACAAGUGGGAUCAAUCAAAAAAACUUAUCACUGACAUAUGCUCAUCUUUGGUGAAGAGUGACACUUAUUUUCGCUGUAGUGCUACAAACAAUGAAUGGCACCCUUACAAGCAUUACCAUGAAAUCUUCCCAGGCUGGGAUAUUCGUCCAGAUGUGAGCCUUCAGGCAUCAGACUACUGGAAAUAUGUGAUGACAAAGUACAACAAGGAGUUUGCUGAAGCAUAUGAUGCAAACCCUGCUGAUAUUCCAUCCACCUGGUAUAAUAUCACACCAGAGAAGGCAAAACAAAGUCUCAAAGAGUCAUUUAGCAUCAAGUGAUUCUAACCAGUGAACAUUUGUCCUCAUGUUUUUCUCUAUAAUAUAAAGGAACCUCCUUUAUAAUAAUAACUUCACUAUAGUUAAGUAUCAAGUCAGUUCACUCAGAUAUUUAACCACCAUGACUUUCAAUAGAGAAAUACCAGAGAUUUACUGAAGUUUGUUUCCAUUACCUGAGUUUGCAUUUUAGAAACAAAGUUGCUACAAGUGAUUAGUUACAUACAUUUUUGAAUAAUGACAAAAAUCAUUCAGAGCUGUUUCUUUGUUUCAAAAAUAUGAUAUGGAACUUUUUUGUUUUGUUUUGUUUUGUUUCUGUGCCGUGUGUGAUUUACUUUUCUUCUUCCUCACUUAGCCUGGAUAAUACGAUGGGAAGAGGGUGUUGACAAAGAAUUUAAAUAAGUUUGUGUGAUUCAUGGUAGGCAAGUUAGUGCUAGGCAAAUUACACGUGGGUUACCUGGGUACAACUUGUUGAGGAGAAAUUUGUAAGGAAAACAUUCUCACUGAUGGAGGUUUUCCAGAAAAGUCGGAGAAAAGGGGUGUGAUAAAUGUACUUUGUUCUUAAAAGAAAUUAAAUGUGAUAGUGUGCAUGACUUGCAUCUGAAAAGAUUAGUGCUUCAUUAGAACUACAAACAGCUAUGUAUGAUCACAUAUACCGUAAUAUGCAGUAUUUAAUGCUUUUGUUGUUUAUAAUAGAUUAUGGAAAUGUUUUUUCUGCACCUCAAGUCAGGUGGUUUUGGUUUCAACAAAGAGAGAAAAAACAAGUGAGAAUUUUCAAUGAAAACCAAGUUUCCAAGCAGUGAGUGUGUAUCAUUAUUUUUGUAAAUGUUUGACAUCAUGGAGCAUUAGUCAUGUGCUUGAAUGCACCAUCAACAUGACACAGGGAUGUGCAUAAAGUCUUAGUUUGGCUGUGAUGGAGCCAGUGUGUGAACAACAAGGCUCAGUGUGUUUCCACUGUUUAACAAUCAUGAUCAGAGUGUGACAGUGAACUGAACCUCUUUUGUUGAGUCGAAUCUAAUCAUUUGUACACAGUAUAUUACAUGAGCUGCUUGUGUAAAUUUUCCUAAUAAAAGAAUAGAUCACAAUAAGCCACAAUCAUUUCAUGAGAAGAGAAAAAAAACAAACAUCUUAUUCGAACUGCGUUUGCUUAAACAGUUCAUCUUCUUGUUCUUACAUUGUUUACUCAGAUUUUAUUACAUUUAUUAAAUGGAUGUGCAUGUAGACCAGGGGUAUCCAAUUAAAAUUCAGAGAGGUCCAGUUA